AUGCCCAUCGACGGAUGCAGCUGUACCGCCGUCAGGGCUCUCCCGACCGACCACGAAGCGGAGGACCUCCACGCCCAGACCCGCCAGACCAAGAGCCAGUGUCUGUUCAACGGCCAGCUCAGGUGGGGCGGCGCCGUCCUCGACCGGAUCGACGAGAAUUGCGUCAAGCUCGUCUGCAAGAGUGUGGACGGCGCGCAGAACUUCAUCGAGACGCAGGUCACUGCGGGCUGCACCUGCACGCAGCAAAGUGAUUUCGGUCUCUUGCUUCUCAGACCAGCAACCACGAGUACGACCACAACGGCACCCUCUACCACGUCUACAAUCACAUCUGCAACAUUAACUACAUCUAUAGCAAACACAUCCACAACUCUAACUACACCCACAACUCCAAAUAUACCCACAAUUACCAAUCACACAACUACCACGCCCAUGACAACCACACCCACAACCACAACAACCACACCCACAGCAACCAAAGAAGACUCCAUAAUCAAGGACUGCAAGGAGGAGAUCACCACAGAGCCGCCCACAACCACAAUGUCUGUCAAACACCACCCAAGCCUGUGUUGGGACGGACAGUGUUACUGCUUAGGCUCUUGGUCCAUUCUGAGCCUUAGGUGUGGCUCCUCGUCGUCGAAGUUAAGCGUGGCGUGUAGUCCACCAGAUUCCGGUCUAGUGUUGCGUAUGGUCAGCACUGGGUUCUCGUGCAUGGCAUUUGCUUCAGAAGUCAUGGAGACCCCGGAGGUUCUCAUGAUGUUCUCUCUUGACGUGUGA
This is a messenger RNA of Penaeus monodon (black tiger shrimp), 774 nucleotides long. RefSeq names its product transcription initiation factor TFIID subunit 12-like. The record is from RefSeq and is a predicted model, not a curated record. The transcript has 3 exons. Bases 1 to 774 code for a protein of 257 amino acids. NCBI's taxonomy places the organism in Eukaryota, Metazoa, Arthropoda, Malacostraca, Decapoda, Penaeidae.